AGAGUACAUAUUAUUUGUUAGAGACUCAUGUAUUACCUUCUCCCAUGUAUCUUCUAUUAGCUUAUAAUUAGUCAGUUUAAUGCACGGAAGGCAAAUUAAUUAAAUGAAUGCUCUGAAGAUUAUUGAUGUUUUCUACUAUGGGGGAGACAUUCGAAGUAUUUCUUAUUCUUCUAUUUCAUUAUAGGAAAUAAGUUUUCUUCUGCAAUUCCAACUUUGCUUGGCAAUAUUCAAGGAGAAGAAUUGCUGGUUUCUGAAUGUGAGGGAGGAAGUCCUCCUGGUUCUCAGGAUAGCAAUAAGGAUGAACCUAAAAGCGGAUUAAAUGAAGACCAAGCCAUGAUGCAGGAUUGCUACAGCAAAAUUGUAGAUAAGCUGUCCUCUGCAAACCCAACUAUGGUGUUACAGGUUCAGAUGCUUGUGGCUGAACUGCGCAGGGUCACUGUGCUCUGGGAUGAGCUCUGGCUGGGAGUUUUGUUACAGCAACACAUGUAUGUCCUGAGACGAAUUCAGCAACUUGAAGAUGAAGUGAAGAGAGUCCAGAACAACAACACUUUACGCAAAGAAGAGAAAAUUGCAAUCAUGCGGGAGAAGCACACCGCUUUGAUGAAACCCAUUGUGUUUGCUUUGGAGCAUGUAAGGAGCAUCACAGCAGCCCCUGCAGAAACACCUCAUGAAAAGUGGUUUCAGGAUAAUUAUGGUGAUGCAAUUGAAAAUGCCCUAGAAAAACUGAAGACCCCAUCAAACCCUGCAAAGCCUGGAAGCAGCUGGAUUCCAUUUAAAGAGAUAAUGCUGAGUUUGCAACAGAGAGCACAGAAACGUGCAAGUUAUAUCUUGCGUCUUGAAGAAAUCAGUCCCUGGUUGGCUGCCAUGACUAACACUGAAAUUGCUCUUCCUGGGGAAGUCUCAGCCAGAGACACUGUUACAAUCCACAGUGUGGGCGGAACCAUCACAAUCUUACCGACUAAAACCAAGCCAAAGAAGCUUCUCUUUCUGGGAUCAGAUGGGAAAAAUUACCCAUAUCUUUUCAAAGGACUGGAGGAUUUACAUCUGGAUGAAAGAAUAAUGCAGUUCCUAUCUAUUGUGAAUACCAUGUUUGCUACAAUUAAUCGCCAGGAAACACCCCGUUUCCAUGCUCGGCACUAUUCUGUAACACCACUGGGAACAAGAUCAGGACUAAUCCAGUGGGUGGAUGGAGCCACACCCUUAUUCGGUCUUUACAAACGGUGGCAACAGCGGGAGGCUGCCUUACAAGCACAAAAGGUUGAUUAA
Galeopterus variegatus (Sunda flying lemur) is the source of this 1266-nucleotide messenger RNA. Its product is annotated as serine/threonine-protein kinase SMG1-like. Bases 334 to 1266 code for a protein of 310 amino acids. Gene Ontology annotation, cellular component: nucleus. The transcript is spliced from 5 exons. Lineage: Eukaryota; Metazoa; Chordata; Mammalia; Dermoptera; Cynocephalidae. The record is from RefSeq and is a predicted model, not a curated record.